CGCGCGGGGCGGCUGCGGGUUGCCGGGGGGACGCGGCGCGGCGGCGGCGGCACCGUGAUGAGCGGCAAGGAAGGAUCAGGUGGGUUCAGAAAACGAAAGCAUGAUAAUUUUCCACAUGGUCAAAGAAGAGAAGAAAAAGAGAAUGUUAAUCCACCUUCAGCUUUGAUGAAGUCUUUUAAAUCAUUCCAGCUGGAGCUUGACACCAGGCACGAUAAAUACGAGCGGCUCGUGAAGCUCAGUCGGGAUAUAACGAUCGAAAGCAAAAGAACGAUAUUUCUGCUCCACAGGUUCACCAGUGCUCCCAGUGGGGAAGAAAUACUAAGUGAAUCUGAAGUCAAGCUAGAUGCUGUCCGACAGAAGAUCAAGCAGGUUGCACAAGAACUGAUUGGAGAAGACAUGUAUCAGUUCCACAGAGCUAUAUCUCCAGGGCUUCAAGAAUAUGUUGAGGCAGUUUCAUUUCAGUAUUUUAUCAAAACACGAUCUUUGAUCAGCGUUGAAGAGAUCAACAAACAACUAAUAUUUACAACAGAAGACAGAGAAGAAACAACAAACAUGACCUCCAAUUCCCAGGAUAAACAGCCCCAUAGGUGGAGCCUGAAGGUAACCCCUGUGGAUUACCUGCUGGGAGUGGCGGAUCUGACGGGAGAGCUGAUGCGGCUGUGCAUCAGCAGCGUUGGCAACGGGGACAUCGACACGCCCUUUGAACUGAGCCAGUUCUUGCGCCAGAUUUACGAUGGCUUCACCUUCAUUGGCAACACCGGACCUUACGAAGUCUCCAAGAAGCUCUACACCUUGAAACAGAGUCUGGCAAAAGUAGAGAAUGCCUGCUACACGUUAAAAGUACGGGGAUCCGAAAUCCCAAAGCACAUGUUGGCUGAUGUCUUCUCCACCAAAACGGAAUUGAUUGACCAAGAGGAGGGGCUUCCUUAAGAUCAGGAAGCUCUUGCUACUCAGAAGAGAAGAGGACAUAGAGAAAGCUCUCUAGUUAUGGUUUGGAGGGUUAUGACCUUCUCAAAGCUUUUUAGGUAGAGACAUUUUUAGUUUUAUCAAUGAGAAGGCUGUUUGCAGUGGUAAUUUGUAACCAAAAAUACUUUUUAUGAUGUGCAAGAGAAGAAAUGUUCGACUUUGGCCUCUUGGUAUGGAAUUUCCUGUAUUGCUCCAUUGUAUCUUCUUUCAGAAUGACCACAAUUUCCACUGCACUCUACUCCAGUGACUGUCAUUUGUGUGACUUACCUCAAACUAAGUUUUCAUCAAGCACAGCAAUGGAAAAAAUGGUUAGGUACUCUUAUUUAGCAUUAUCCAUACAUUUCUUCUGAAUAAUUUUUUGAGUAUUUGGGUUCUUUACUCAUGUCACACCUACAACAAUGCACCUGUGCAUAAGUGCAGCCAUUGACUUGAGACUGGGGUGGUCUCAACAGUGCCAUGUAAUUCAAGUUUUCUCUGAUUAGUGCUUUAAACUAUGAAACUAAGUCAACUUUUUGCCAAUUGAUAAUGAAGCUGAUUGCACCAGGUAAAUACUACUGUCACCUGUUAUUUUGGGUCUCUGUUAAUUGGCUCCGUUUGAGCUCAAACUGGUACUUCACAGUUUUGAGAUGAGCUAGGAAAUCCACAGAAAAUAAUUGUGGAAAGUAUUGUUCUACAUUUUUUGUAAUACAGUUUAAUGCAGAAUCUGACACAUUUUUUGUGGACAAAAGAAGUUGUCAUACAAAGUAUGUAAUUUGGUGUUAGGACAAGCAGUUUUUGGUCAGAACAAAUGUGUUGCAGUGCUGGAAGUCUGUUCUCCAUUGUUUGUGCUGCCCUGAGGACCUCCAGUGGGAUUGAACUGGUAUAAGUGGAAAAGGGCUAGCCAAGCUUUAAAUAUAUGUUAGCAGGAACUAUAUCAUGUGCAUGUUCCUGUGGAAAGGAAAUUGCAAACAGAAGUAAGGCAGGCAUUCUGGUUUCCACAUUUAUCUUUGAGGGGGGUAUGUCACUGUUGGCAAAAAAUCAGGGCUUUAUGCUGGUGUCUGAAGUUAUGAAAGUCUGAUAAUGUACAUAAUGCUAAAGGAAAACAGAUAAAACAACAUGAUCUCUAGACUCCAGGAAAUAGGCCUCCCAACUGCAAUUGAAAAUACUGCAUGUUUUUUAUUUCCACUUCCAUAUGCUGUGAUACUGCCAAUACUUUUCCCAUGAGCAUGUCCUGAGUAGCUGGAAUCAUUGGAUAUAUGGAUAGGAAUGGUAAAUACAUUUCUGUCAAAUUUUUUCAUUGUUUCUACCAUAAAGUAGUAUGGGGUGGAUUGAACAA
Camarhynchus parvulus is the source of this 2281-nucleotide messenger RNA. It is a transcript of the gene TSNAX, whose product is annotated as translin associated factor X. Gene Ontology annotation, molecular function: sequence-specific DNA binding; RNA binding; RNA endonuclease activity. NCBI's taxonomy places the organism in Eukaryota, Metazoa, Chordata, Aves, Passeriformes, Thraupidae. The transcript is spliced from 6 exons. The coding region runs from base 58 to 930 and encodes 290 amino acids. Gene Ontology annotation, cellular component: nucleus; cytoplasm. The record is from RefSeq and is a predicted model, not a curated record.